This is a messenger RNA of Cokeromyces recurvatus, 1215 nucleotides long. Its product is annotated as coiled-coil domain-containing protein 55-domain containing protein. Bases 7 to 1152 code for a protein of 381 amino acids. The record is from RefSeq and is a predicted model, not a curated record. Lineage: Eukaryota; Fungi; Mucoromycota; Mucoromycetes; Mucorales; Mucoraceae. Gene Ontology annotation, biological process: regulation of alternative mRNA splicing, via spliceosome. The transcript has 2 exons.
ACAAGAAUGAAAUUUGGAUUGAAUUUACAAAAGAAAAAAGCACCAAUUAAUUCCACCAUUCUUCGUAAACCAAGUGCAUUCGCUAAUACUACUGAUGAUGAAUUAGAAAACGAAGAAGAGGAUACAUUACAAAAUGAAUCAAAUUCUAAAAAGAAUCAAAAAGCAAGAACACAAGUUAAUCGACAAUUGUCUGGCUAUAAUACAAUGACAAAAAAAAUUGCCGAAGAGCAAGCUAAAGCCUUAGAAGAAGAUCCAACCAUCUUUGAUUAUGAUGCUGUUUAUGAUGAUUUAAAAGAGGUUGAACGAAAGAAAAAGGAGGCUUUAAAACCAGAUUCAAAAAAGCCAAAAUAUAUUACAGGAUUGCUAGAGAUGGCAGAGAUACGAAAAAGAGAUCGUCUAAUUGCUGAAGAAAAGAAAGUAGCAAGAGAAAGAGAAGAAGAAGGUGAAGAAUUUGCUGGCAAAGAAGUUUUUAUUACUGAGUCUUUUAAAAAGCAAAAGGCAGAAUUAGAACGUAUUGAAAGAGAGGAAAGAGAACGAGAAGCAUUAGCAGAAAAAAAUAGAGGAAUGGAUACAUUUUAUAAGCAAGUACUCGAAAGAAAAGAAGCAGAGCAUCAAGCCAUGAUGAAGGCAAUAGCAGAACGAAGCAAAAAUAAAAAUUCAAAUCAAUCUACUCUAGUUGACUCUAAUAUAGACGACGAAACUAAAUUGGUUGAACAGGCGAAAAGAGAAGGAAAGAAUGUGAUUGUGAACGAUAAUAACGAAAUUGUAGAUAAAAGACAAUUACUGGGUGCAGGUCUGAAUGUGAAGCCCAAGUUUGGUUCUCUUAAAUCCUUGGCUGCCUCAGAUGAACGUAUCAAAGAAAGAGUAGAAGAAUAUGAAAGGUAUAAGCGUAAAAAGUUAGAAGAAUAUGAAUCACGAAGAAGACAAGGUAAAAGUAAGGAUGAACGUGAACGUCUUAGUAAAGAAGUGGAGAAACAAAUGUUGGAACUUAAAAAGAAGGAAGAAGAAGAAGAAGAAAGAAAACGAAAAGAAGUUGAACAAAAGGCAGUUGCUAAACGUACAACAGAAGAUGCUGCCAUGAGUGCUCGAGAGCGUUAUUUAGCAAGAAAGAAACAAAAAUUGGAGGCAGAAAAAAAAAAUCAAAAUAAAUAAAUAAAUAAAUUAUUUAUUUAUUUAUUUAUGAAUGAACUUCUUUAAGAAUAGCAUGAUAAUUAG